Messenger RNA from Musa acuminata subsp. malaccensis (wild Malaysian banana), 1849 nucleotides. RefSeq names its product pentatricopeptide repeat-containing protein At4g21065. Gene Ontology annotation, molecular function: zinc ion binding; protein binding. The record is from RefSeq and is a predicted model, not a curated record. NCBI's taxonomy places the organism in Eukaryota, Viridiplantae, Streptophyta, Magnoliopsida, Zingiberales, Musaceae.
GAUCCACGCUCACGCCGUCCGCCGUGGCGUCCCCCUCGGCCACCCCGGCCUGGCCAAGCACCUCGUCUUCGCCCUCGUUUCCCUCCCCGCCGCCGACCCCAUGCCCUACGCCAGCGCCGUCUUCGCCCAGGUCCCCAACCCCGGGGUCUUCAGUUACAACACCAUGAUCCGCGGCUACGCCGAGAGCUGUCACCCCCGCCACGCCCUCGACGUCCACCGCCUCAUGCUCGCCGCCGACGUCCCCCCGGACUCCCACACCUACCCCUUCCUCCUCAAGGCCUGCGCCAAACUGCUGUCUCUCCGCGACGGCGAGAGGGUCCACUGCCGCUCCGUCAAGGACGGCCACGACGCCUGCGUCUUCGUCCAGAACACACUUGUUCAUUUCUACGCGGCCUGCGGACUCUUCGAGAGCGCACACAAGUUGUUCGAGAGGAUGUCCCACAGAAACCUCAUUUCCUGGAACUCUGUCAUUAAUGGCUUCGCCAUAAACGGGAGGCCUAAUGAGGCGCUGACCCUCUUCAGGGAGAUGGUCGCGGACGAGGAUGGCGGCAUCGAGCCUGAUGGUUUCACCAUGGUCAGCUUGCUCUGCGCCUGUGCCGAGCUGGGGGUCUUGGCUCUCGGCCGCAGAUCCCAUGUUUACCUUGCUAAGCGAGGCCUGGACCGGAACGCCCACGUUGGGAAUGCGCUCAUAGAUUUCUAUGCCAAGUGUGGAAGCAUCGAGGAGGCUUACAAGGUAUUCGACGAGAUGGAUGAGAGGACUGUGGUGUCGUGGACUUGUUUGAUAGUAGGGUUGGCCAUGAACGGGUUUGGCGAAGAAUCUCUCGACCUCUUCCAUGCAAUGGAGAGGGAGAGAUUGGUGCCGACUGAGAUCACCUUGGUUGGGGUGUUGUACGCUUGUAGCCAUUGCGGGUUGGUUGACGAUGGAUUCAGGUACUUCAACAGGUUGACACGAGACUAUGGCAUCGUGCCCAAGAUAGAGCACUAUGGUUGCAUGGUGGAUCUCCUGGGACGAGCUGGCUUGGUGGAAGAGGCACACAGUUACAUCAUGAACAUGCCACUGGAGCCCAAUGCUGUCAUCUGGAGGACCUUGCUUGGAGCAUGCACCAUGCACAAGAGGCUGGAAAUUGGGGAAGCAGUUUGGGCUAGGCUCGUGGAAUUGGACCCUGGCCAUAGCGGCGACUACGUGCUCCUAUCCAAUAUGUAUGCUGCUGUCAGUCAGUGGGGGAUUGUUCACAAGCUCCGGAGGAGCAUGCUGAAGGGAGGGGUGAGAAAGAUGCCUGGCCACAGCCUCGUCGAACUGGGCAACCACAUGCACGAGUUCAUCAUGGGUGAUCGCUCACAUCCUCAGAGCCAGCAAAUAUAUGAGAUGCUCGAAGAGAUUGCAGCGAGGCUGAGGCUGGAAGGCUACAUGCCUCACACAACGAAUGUUUUGGCUGAUAUAGAGGAGGAAGAGAAGGAGACGGCACUGAACUACCACAGCGAGAGGUUGGCCAUAGCCUUUGCUCUCCUUAACACUGCCCCAGGGACCCCCAUCAGGAUAGUGAAGAACCUGAGGGUAUGUGCAGAUUGCCACAUUGUGACCAAACUCAUAUCCAAGAUUUAUGACCGGGAGAUUGUGGUGAGAGAUCGGAGUCGAUUCCACCAUGUAAGAGGUGGAUCCUGUUCUUGUAAGGAUUAUUGGUAGGCUACAGUAGUGUUCUCCCAGCAAGAUUAUACUGCAUUCGGAAUCAAGAUGGUCCUCAUUUGAGAGGAAUUGUCUGGUCAUUUGAGCUUUUCUUUGGAUGCAACUUCACCAGAUGAACAUUUUUUUGGCUUUACAGCUCCUUUGGAUAUUUGUUUAUGCUUGUCA